AUGUUUAAUAAUUCUUUCGAAAAUAAAUUUCCAAAAGUUUACGACCAAGGUUCGCAGGGCAUGGAGGCACGGGGAGAUAAGAUCGGCGGCCAGGAGAUAUCCCUAUCUCACUAUCCGGACGAAGAGAACAAUUUCUUCACGUGGAACCAGGCUAUCUUCAGAGGGCUUGUCACUGCCUUGAUGUUUGUCUACAUUCUGACUCCAAAUUCAAGCCUGAAAAAGAUUGUUGUGUUUUCCUAUGUUUUCACUUGGCUGGCUAGUUCCCUAAUCAUGAGCAGCAUUCCGGAUAACUUUGUCAAAUGGAGGGAUCUAAUUAUCAAACAAUCAGUGAAUAACUGCCAUUUAAUCGUAAAAUUUGUCCUUUUCCGUUGUUUCGAAUCCGUCAUGAAAUGA
Helobdella robusta is the source of this 393-nucleotide messenger RNA. RefSeq lists its product as hypothetical. The transcript has 3 exons. NCBI's taxonomy places the organism in Eukaryota, Metazoa, Annelida, Clitellata, Rhynchobdellida, Glossiphoniidae. The record is from RefSeq and is a predicted model, not a curated record. Bases 1 to 393 code for a protein of 130 amino acids.